Messenger RNA from Oryctolagus cuniculus (rabbit), 1565 nucleotides. RefSeq names its product mesoderm development LRP chaperone (gene MESD). Gene Ontology annotation, biological process: protein folding. NCBI's taxonomy places the organism in Eukaryota, Metazoa, Chordata, Mammalia, Lagomorpha, Leporidae. Gene Ontology annotation, molecular function: low-density lipoprotein particle receptor binding. The record is from RefSeq and is a predicted model, not a curated record.
CACGUGCCGGCGGCGGCGGCGUCGCGCUGCGCCGCGCGGCGAAGAUGGCGGCCUCCAGCUGGGCUCGCAAGGCCGUGGUCCUGCUUUGUGCGUCCGACCUGCUGCUGCUGUUGCUGCUGCUGCCGCCGCCGAGAGCCUCCGCGGCCGAGGGCCCGGCGGGGACACCUGGCGAGGCUAGUGCCCCUCCUCGGAAGAAGAAGAAAGACAUCCGCGAUUACAAUGACGCGGACAUGGCGCGGCUCCUGGAGCAGUGGGAGAAAGAUGAUGACAUUGAGGAAGGGGAUCUUCCAGAGCACAAGAGACCCUCGGCGCCUGUGGACUUCUCAAAGAUAGACCCGGGCAAGCCCGAGAGCAUCCUGAAGAUGACCAAGAAGGGGAAGACCCUCAUGAUGUUCGUCACCGUGUCCGGGAGCCCCACGGAGAAGGAGACCGAGGAGAUCACCAGCCUCUGGCAGGGCAGUCUCUUCAACGCCAACUACGACGUCCAGAGGUUCAUCGUGGGCUCAGACCGCGCCAUCUUCAUGCUGCGGGACGGCGGUUACGCCUGGGAGAUCAAGGACUUCCUCGUCAGCCAAGACAGGUGCGCCGACGUCACGCUGGAGGGGCAGGUGUAUCCUGGCAAAGGAGGAGGGGACAAGGAGAAAAACAGAACAAAGCAGGACAAGGGGAGAAAGAAGAAAGAAGGAGAGCCGAAGGCCCGGGCCUCCAAGGAUGACAAUCGAGCCCGGAGUAAGAGGGAGGACUUGUGACAGGCGGCGCUGGCGCUCUGCGGAGCAGCGGGCGGCGCGUGGCUGGGCGGGAGCCGGCUCAAGGUACCAGCCUCGCCCCUGCAGAAGGGGUCUGCCGCACGCCCCGGGUGCGGUCAGCGUGAGAUCCCCGCCCAGCCGCGUCAGGGGGACAGCGGUGUUGCGUUCUCAUCAGCGUUGGACACAGGAUUCACGGUGACUGCACAGUCACCUUCCCCAGGAACUCGGCUGCGGCCCGUCCCCGUUCCGCCCGCCGGGUCGUGGCUGGGGGCCGCCACCUCCUUCGGUACCCCGCUGGGUCCCUGUCCCUUUUCUAGUCACUAACGAGGCAAGCUGGUGAGGUGGGUGGCGGACCCGAGUCAGCCUGUGAGACCCGCUGCGGGGGCUGGGCAGGGGCUGUGGUGGGGGAGCCUGGGGCCCGCAGGAAGUGCAGGCAGCGGAAGCCCGUGUCGCCUGUGCUCUGAGGCUCACUAGAGAGACCUCUCGGUGCUGGCGUGGACGGUCACUCAUCGGCCAUGGUCACGGUCAUGGUGACGGUCACAGUCACGGUCACAGAGUCCUCGGCGGGGCGGGGUGGGGCCCGCUCACCUCACUCACAGUGUUCCUCAAGGCUGAAGUGCCUGGUGCGCGGUGUUGCUGUGCGGUACCAACGCGACGGCUGCUCCGCGUGGCUGCCUCCGCUGCCCCCUGCUGGAGUCCACUCCGAAUAGGAGAGCAUUUGUACACAGGUGUCGUUUUUAAAAUCUACAGUUCUUUGGGGAAAAAAAAGAAAAAAACUUGAGUGGUGCUUUUAAGGAAUUAAAAAUACUCGCUCAUGCA